AUGGCUGUGAAAGAUGGCGUCUCAUACUAUCCGACAAACGACUUGAUCUCCAAGAAGCCGCGGAAACACUACCGCAUCCCUGUCCGAUCCCAACACUGGCAGCUACGAUCGCUCAUCAGCGCCGAGAAACAAAACUUUGUCUAUUUUCCCGGGGGCGCCGGCAGCAACCAUGUCCAGCGGCUCAACACGACGACCAAGGAGUGCGAGACGGUCAAGUUCCUGUCCUUUUCGCCACGAUGCCUAGUCGCUGAGAACGGCUGGGUGUGUUGCGGAGGAGAAACGGGCGAGUUUACGGCGAUCCAGAUGGACAGCGUUAGCGACGACGAUAACAAUCUCGAUCUGCGACUCAACUUGGAACCCGACGCCCGGUUACCCCUCGGCAUGGGGACAGACUCGGAAACCCCUCGACCGCCAGAUACCGUCUUUGGGAUCCUCAGCCAGGCGCGGCGGCUGAAUAUGAGCAGCAGGCUGGACAAGAGCGUCAUUGCCAAGAGCCAAAAGCUCGCGCGCGACCGCGUCAACUGCAUAACCAUGUGGUUCCCACCAGCGGCCGGCCCCAUGCAUCACGGAGCCUACACAGAAUCCGCCGCCGUCUUGGCAAACAACGACAAGACGGUCGUUCUGGUCGGCUUGCGCGACUUUGAUAACCAGGACAAGGUCGAGCCUCUGGAUAUAGUGACGUAUCCCGACUACGUCAAUCGAGCCAUCAUCUCGCCCGAUGGUCGCCUCCUGUGCGCAAUCCUUGACGACCCGUAUCUGUACAUCCACCAUCGCACCGAGGCACCAAUCGACGAGAGCGGCCCGUUCCGGAACGACGACAAGGUCGAGUACCGCUGGGAGUUGUGCGGCAAGAUUUUGCUCAAGAGCCAGCGUCGCGACGACAGCUCCGAUAGUAGGGGAAGUUUCGCGGCGUGUUUCUCCAACACGGGGGCAUAUCUGGCUGUCGGGACACAGUACGGCACCAUUUCGGUGUUUGACGUUGCGAGCCUGACCGAUCCGGAUGUUGCCGACCCGCUGCUAACGUCCUUUACCUCGUCACGGCCGAUGGCUGGGUCGGGUGCGGUCCGCGACAUGGCUUUUUGUCCUGGGCCGUACGACCUCCUGGCUUGGACCGAAGACCGUGGCCACGUUGGCAUCGCGGAUCUGAGGAGCGGGUUCGUGCAACGUCAAAUACUGGACAUUAGCACCACCGAAGAUUACGACCAAAUUCCUGUUCUUGAUCGUGCCACGAUUGACCCGCGGCUGCUCGAGGGCCGUGGUGAGCCGAAUGAUACUCUGUCGUCCAUCCUGCCAGAGGCCAGCGAAAGCAGGCGGCGGCGACUCGACGGUACAGGACGCCAGCAUCUAGCACUCACACCUGACGAGACGCGGGUGCUUGAAGCCCUGCAGGAGGACCGCCGUAGGAGAGAGCAGAGGGACCGGAUCACGGCGCGAAUGGCAGAGCAGACCUCUCAGCAGGGAUCACCGCAAUUCUUUCCAGGCAUGCCUCCCAUGGGUGGAAGAGGUGCCCGUAUUGACCCCGAAACAAUGGCGCGCCCACGACUGAAUGCGCAGCGAGAUAGUCAAGCACAGCGAGACUUUCAAGUGGCGCAGAGGGCACAAAGAACGGCGGCGCGCGUGGGCCUGGACCACGAGGCGGGCGAGCCCAGCAAUGACUCGAAUCAAAACGUGUCAAGGGCCAUUGGAGACCUCCUCGGCAACAUUCGAGAUUCGAGAGAGCGCGCGCAGGAACGUAUACGCACGGCUCAGCGUCUCAUUCUGCAGUCCAACUCGAGCCGGGACAGCAUGAUGGACUUGCAGUCCAGCUCUGAUCGAGACCUAGGCCUGGCGACUCCUCACCCACCGCGACGUUCGGCAAGCAUACGCCCGAGUGAAGCGUUGGCGACGACACAGCGUGGGUCAAGCGGUCUGCGCAGCCUGACACCGGCGGGGAGCGGCUGGGCAGACCUGGAAGCGCUAUACACCAUGUCGUUUGAGAGCAACAUCCAGGAUCUCCGGCAAGCCGUCCAGGACCGCAACAGAGAGAUCCUGCCGCUUCUCAAUAGCGUCAACAUGCGAGAGAUGGAGCGUGACCACGACAUCCUGCGGCAACUGGAGCGCAGCCAAUUUCUGCGCCGACGGGGCGAGCAGCGAAUGGCCGAGCAGCGCAUGGCUGAGCGCGGCGUCCACGAAGCACCCCCCGAGCCCGACAACACGGCCGGGAUCUCGUGGAGCGAGGAUGGCAGAGUCUUGUAA
Messenger RNA from Colletotrichum godetiae, 2235 nucleotides. RefSeq lists its product as uncharacterized. The transcript has 3 exons. Gene Ontology annotation, molecular function: protein binding. The coding region runs from base 1 to 2235 and encodes 744 amino acids. The record is from RefSeq and is a predicted model, not a curated record. NCBI's taxonomy places the organism in Eukaryota, Fungi, Ascomycota, Sordariomycetes, Glomerellales, Glomerellaceae.